GUGGUCAGCACGAUCGCCUCGCACCUCCGAGGGUUGGAGGUUCGAAUCCCACCUCCAAUAAUCCAAUUAUUUUAUGAUGAUCAAAUAAAUAACGAUUAAAUGUUUCUGUAGUGUAUGAGUAAGAAUUUAGGUUUCACCCCGAGAUAUACUGUUCAAGGCAGUGCAGAGCAUUUCUCAGAGCAUUGUUUGUGGCUACAGUGACCUUUAUAGCUUUCUCUGUAUCUGUGUCAGAGUCUGAGACGCUGCAAGCAAACCUAUAAUUGGUAUCAUGAGGUCAGAAGAAUCAGGGACACAUGACACUGCUCUGCUGCGAGAGAGAGAGAGAGAGAGAGAGAGAGAGAGAGAGAGAGAGACGAGACGUAGAGGGAGAGGAAGAAAGCCAAGAGAUAAGCAAAAUAUCAACACCGGGGCCAUGAGAACAGAAUGGGUGAUUACAGGGGAAAUGUCAGAUAAUAGUCAGUUUAAAGAGGGCAAUAGAAAACAAUGAGAGAUCAGGAACGAAAAGCUUGACAUGCAGCCGGUCGUGCCGUCGCCACUCUGGCCCGAACUCGACCUCAAUCUCCAGCGCUUUGGGUCCAAGAGGAGAAUCUCCAGCUCGCUCAUGGAGCUCAGCGUCAAGCCACCCUGCUCCAGCUCCAGCUGUGGAAUGCGUAAACCCAGGAUGCAUGCUGGCUGGAAUAAAACCAAGUUCCUUGGAGUGAUGAUGAUGGUCAACUUCCUGAUUUACAUUCUGGUGGAGGUGACACGGAGUUACGGCAAAUGGGACUUCACGAAGCCCCGCGUGCCACCCGAGCAGUUCUGGAAAAAGCCUGAAUUCAGCGAGGCCUUUUGGAACCGCAAGCAGCAGCAUCUCGACUACGUUUACAACCCACUAAUCGUUCCCGCCACCGAUAGAACCACCAGCGUGUCCCUCACAGAGGUCGUGCAGGCCUCCGUUCAGCCGAACUACACAGCCAAGGUCGAGCGUUGCAAACCAGACUUUAAGAUAACCACGCAGAUUAAGGAUUACCGUUCCCUGCCUCAGCGCUUCAAAGAUUUCCUGCUGUACAUGCAGUGUAGGUCGUACCCCAUUCUGAUAGACGCUCCAGGUGUGUGUUCUGAAACGCCUUUCCUGCUGCUUGCCGUGAAGUCGCUGACGCCUCAUUUUGAACGCCGCCAGGCUAUCCGGGAGUCCUGGGGACGCGCCGGCAUCCUGGCCGGUCACCGUGUGGCCACCGUGUUCCUCUUGGGCAAGACGGAAGGAAGUGAUUACUUCCCGGAUGUUUCAGCGAUGCUCCGUUACGAGGCGUCGCUGCACGGCGACCUGCUCCAGUGGGACUAUCGCGACACGUUCUUCAACCUCACGCUGAAGGAAGUUCUGUUCCUCGAGUGGAUGGCCGAGCGCUGCCCCUCAGCCCGCUACAUCUUCAAGGGUGACGACGACGUCUUCGUGAACACCCGGAGCAUCCUGAAUUUCCUCGGCGGACUCUCGGAGACCAAGGCGCGAGAUUUAUUUGUCGGAGACGUGAUCAGUAAAGCCUCGCCGCACCGGAACAAGAAUCUCAAGUACUACAUCCCUGAGAGCAUCUUCGUUGGAGCUUAUCCACCGUACGCGGGCGGGGGAGGUUUCCUGUACUCCGCUGACGUGGGGAUCCGGUUGAGAAACAUCUCUCUGCACGUCUCGCUCUUUCCCAUCGACGACGUCUACACCGGCAUGUGCCUGCAGAAACUUGGCCUGGUACCCGAGAAGCACCAAGGAUUUAAGACUUUUAACAUAGAAGAAAAGGACAGAGAGACUGCCUGUGCCUACCAAAGUUUAAUGCUGGUGCAUCCCAGGAGUCCACAGGAGAUUAUCAAAAUCUGGGGUUGGAUUAGCGACCCCGGGCUGAGCUGCAAGUGAGAUCGGACAGUGUUUAAAUGGACUGGAGAUAAACUAGGGGCAUAAAUGUCUGAUGCCGGUUCCAAUGCUGGUCCGGAUGCUAUCGUAGAAGACCGACAUCUGAUUAGAUCCUGAUCUUCAAGAUUUUCUGCUCUUCACUUUGGAGACGUUCUGAAUGGUUUAUCUCCGACCUGUGACCCAUGACUGAACUGUAGAUGAGUGCACGAUAGGAUUGCUAAUAUCUUAUCGUCUGUCAGGUAUUCCGUGUUCGCUGGCUAGUGCAGCAGCAGUGCACUUCUAACAGCAAGCAGUUCAGCCUUAGCUCACAACUAAAGUGUAACGUAAACAUCACCCACGUCGUACCAAACUGCCUUUUUAUUUAUUUAUUUUUUUAAAUAUCCUUUUUUUAAAAAAUAUCAUUUAAAAAUAUAUUUUCAACAUAAGUUACAAAUCUAAACUAUGACACUUAAAAAAAAAAAAAAAAACAGAUUUACUUCCCUGCUUUUCAGUUAUUUUAUUUUUAUACACGUUAAAAUAUCAUCAAUUUUUAAAGGUUUAUUUUGAAAUAAAGCGUUUUACAGCUUUGUUGGAGGUUUCUGUAGAAAACCUGCACAUAUGCUAAGUGUACAUGCUAAGUAUCGUAGACCCGUCUUAUCGUCGUCUCAUCGUCCACCCUUACUCCUGUUCCAUAUUAGCAGUAAUGAUAAUAUCCUUCAGGUGUAUCGAUAGCUUCAAGGGAUAUUCCAAGCCAUCCAAGACCAUGUCACGUGCUGGCCUUGUUUUUGCUAAUUUUCCUGAACACGUUUUAUCUUCAGUUGGCUCAGACUGGGAAAAAGAUCUUAGAUAACGCUCCUAAAUCUGCUCAUCAACUAGCGAAAUAUAUGAUCUGCCUAGCAACUGUAUCUCUAAUAUAGGAAAAAUCAAACUCGGACAUAUUUUGUGCGGAGCUCAAGCGACACGCCGAGCGUAGCCGUCAAGCGACAGAAAUCUAUCGUAUCUAUCUCACAAGCGUUUUCGGAAGCACAAGCCCAGAAUAUGUUGACAAUUUAAAAACUAUCUGCUAGUCAUGUCAGAGUGUUACAAACCAAAGACCGUCAUUUGAGUCCAUUCGUGUAAACAUAACUAGCUAGCUAGCUAAAACCUCGAGAGAGUCGUCACCGUGGUAGCGAAAUAGCAAACUGGCCUGGCAUUUCGCUUAUAUCAUUUCAAGAAUUAAAGUAUUCGAUAAAAGGAGUUAUGAAAUAAGUCUCGGGCAUUCCUGCAAUAGUUAAACAGCGGAACAGUUCAGCGGUUAGGUCCAGUGGGAAAAUUGCGCUAAGGAAAAAGAAACAAAAAACGAUUCCGUUUGUCCGAGAUGUCCGCCUCCGUAACAUUAGAGCGCACAGUUACACUGUGAAGUUUUUAUCAUAUUUAGAGACAGCAGAAAGUCACACUGUGAUCCGAAUCACAUCGGCCAUCCGUCGGCCGUGAAUAUGGUUUGAGAGAGAUUUACAGAUGCGAUGCUGGGUUUUGUCUGAUUGGUUGCUGCGUUAGCUUCGUCGCUCAAGUGGAAAAACUACAGAAAACAACACUCCUUUGAUUUGGUUUAGUUUAACAGAAACGGGGAUUUUUAUUUUUCAUUUUUUUAAUUUAUUUUUUUUUUUUUUACAUUUUAUUUUCAUGAAAUACUGA
Messenger RNA from Ictalurus punctatus (channel catfish), 3529 nucleotides. RefSeq names its product UDP-GlcNAc:betaGal beta-1,3-N-acetylglucosaminyltransferase 2a (gene b3gnt2a). The record is from RefSeq and is a predicted model, not a curated record. Gene Ontology annotation, molecular function: hexosyltransferase activity. Bases 512 to 1879 code for a protein of 455 amino acids. Gene Ontology annotation, cellular component: membrane. The transcript has 2 exons. Lineage: Eukaryota; Metazoa; Chordata; Actinopteri; Siluriformes; Ictaluridae.